UAGGAUACGCAUCUGAAUUAUAUUGUCUCCUCAAUUCAGGCAGGCAUUGUUGAUCUGCUUUGUAGUGUGCCGUGGAUGCUGUUACCACUCUGUGUGCUGUGGAUUGCAGUGUCUAAAGAGGUGCUGAGGCUCUAGCAUGUGAUUCACAUAAGGGAAGGGAAGUAAAACAAAUUUUCUCCAUUUUCCAGAGUUCAUGAUUCUCUUGUUUCUUAUGCAGGGUGGGUUACCAGAAUCCAAAUGGCUCUCUUGAAUAGGCGAUUGGGUUUAUCCUUAACCCAUCUAAGCAGUACGGUGAUCCAGCGACACUUCAGCAUCACUGGAGCAUGCCGAGCAAUACAGAAACUCACCCGCGUGCGAGUGGUGGACAACAGCGCCUUGGGGAACACGCCGUACCACCGGCCACCAAAAUGUAUCCAUGUGUAUAACAAGACCGGAGUUGGCAAAGUAGGAGAUACGAUCCUUCUGGCUAUCAAAGGAGAAAAGAAGAAGGCUUUAAUUGUAGGGCAUAAGAUGCCUGGCCCCCCCAUGACACCUAGAUUUGAUUCCAACAAUGUGGUACUCAUAGAAGACAAUGGAAAUCCAAUAGGGACUAGAAUAAAAACACCGAUACCCUAUAUCCUGCGACAGAGAGAAGGAGAGUUCUCCAAAGUAUUGGCCAUUGCUCGCAACUUUGUAUGAAAGCUAAGAAAGGUCUCUGGCAAUCCUGUUUAUAUCCUUUCAUACAGUAGCAGUUCCUUGGUCCUUUUUUAUAAAAUGGUGAAACGUGAAAAAGUUGAGGUCCAUCAAAAGUCUCCCUUCCUGAUUACAAGCAGCUAGUUUAAAUGUUGAAAUACCUUGGUUUUCUCCAAAAGAAGCUUGAUUUAUUUCACAGAACAACUGCAGUGUGUUUGGGAAAUGGUCCUUCACCCUUACUGCUCCAGUGGUGUUAAUUUGGUCUCUAAUCAUUAAAAUGAGAACAUGAAAAUCC
Messenger RNA from Haliaeetus leucocephalus (bald eagle), 967 nucleotides. RefSeq names its product mitochondrial ribosomal protein L14 (gene MRPL14). Gene Ontology annotation, cellular component: ribosome; mitochondrion. Gene Ontology annotation, molecular function: structural constituent of ribosome. Gene Ontology annotation, biological process: translation. The record is from RefSeq and is a predicted model, not a curated record. NCBI's taxonomy places the organism in Eukaryota, Metazoa, Chordata, Aves, Accipitriformes, Accipitridae. Bases 238 to 678 code for a protein of 146 amino acids. The transcript is spliced from 2 exons.